GGUUUUAACAUGUUAAACAGUAAAAAUAACCUAGGCAUACAAUGUAAGAAUUUAAAUUAUAAACAUUCCAUUACUAUCAUUUAAGUCCAGUAUUGCAAAAAAAUGUUUAUUUGAGACAUGCCGUUGCGAUGGCGACGACAGACGUCAACAAAACCCUAACCUAAAUUCCCGAUGUCGACGAACCAAACCUGAACCGCAGGAUUUCCGUGCCCCGAAACCCGCCGCAACCAUGUUCCCGCCGCUGUGGUGGUUCUACUACAACUUCCUGCGGCCGGUGCUCAAGUGGUUCCUGCGCAAAACCACCGGCCUGUGCGAGCUGCAACGCAUCUGCUACGGCGAAAUCAGCGGCGCCCCCCGCAUCAAAUCGGUCGAAAACUCCUUGAGCUUGUCGCGGAGCGGCGAGAUCAAACAGCUGAUCGUGCACCUCAACGACAUUUCGGACAACAGGAGGUUCACCGGCGCCAACGAAAGGGAAAUACUGCGGGGCGCCGUGAGCACGGUGCUGCUGGUCAAGAAGAUCAAUCCGAAGGUGCACACCAGCUUCGUGUCGAGUUUCGGCAAGUGCAUCGAGCAGAUAUGGGGCUACAGGCAGCUGAUUGCGGAGGUGGAGAGCCUAAGGACGCAGGGUUUCGACUCCAACAACCAGGAGCACGAGCAAAAGCUGGUCAACCUGUGGCACAAGCUCAUGCCCGAUCAGCCGUUGGAGAGUCGAGUCACGCGACAGUGGCAGGACAUCGGUUUUCAGGGGGACGACCCGAAGACGGAUUUCCGCGGUAUGGGCAUGCUGGGGCUGGAGAACCUUCUGUUCUUCGCCACGGAGUACAACGGGCCGGCCCAACACGUCCUGUCUCAUUCCCAUCAUCCCAUUCAUGGCUAUUGCUUCGCCAUAGUGGGCAUUAAUCUGACGUCCAUGGCGUGGGUUUUGUUAAAGGACGGCGAGGCCAAGACGUACUUCUACAACACCUCCAGAAGCUUGCCAACGAUGAGGCUGUUCCAUCAGUUUUACAGCUACCUAUUUUACGAAUUCGAUCGCUUUUGGAUCGAGUGCAAGCCGAAAAACAUCAUGGAAUUUUCGAGCAUCAAGAGCAAAUUCGAGACCAACGUGCGGCAGAAUUUGCAAGAUCCCACAAGUGUCUUUCGUAUCGGCGUGACAGUCGAUCACGUUUGAUAAUCCCAAUUGUGAUACAGUGAUUGUUUGCGUUGUUUUUUGGUGUAUUUAUUUGUUGCGUGUAAUUCGAGGAAGUAUUGAAUAAAUAUUUGCACUGGUUUAUCUCUGGCUUUGAAGAUUGGUUGAUGAUUGAAGUUCAAAACAUCAAAUCUGCCAUAUAUGUGUAAUAGAUGUGUAUUAAUUUUAACAAGUGUGUUGAAUGUUUAUUGUAGGACAAUUAAGCUUGUAAGUUUACGGAAAUAAAAUAUUUUACAAUCAUUAAAA
Molecule: messenger RNA, 1432 nt
Organism: Aethina tumida (small hive beetle)
Lineage: Eukaryota; Metazoa; Arthropoda; Insecta; Coleoptera; Nitidulidae
Product: ELMO domain-containing protein 2
Exons: 1
Coding region: 230-1168 (312 amino acids)
Molecular function (GO): GTPase activator activity
Source: RefSeq, a predicted model, not a curated record